Cydia pomonella (codling moth) is the source of this 835-nucleotide messenger RNA. RefSeq lists its product as uncharacterized. The record is from RefSeq and is a predicted model, not a curated record. NCBI's taxonomy places the organism in Eukaryota, Metazoa, Arthropoda, Insecta, Lepidoptera, Tortricidae. The transcript is spliced from 2 exons. The annotation marks the transcript as partial.
AAAAAUCUCAAAAAAACACGUGCCUCUUUCAAAUCAAAGCUUACCAUAUUUAAAUCAUAUUUAGAGCCUCUUUUGUCAUGCCAUACGCUAAAUAAUUUGCAAAAUCAUGAGCUGAAUACCAGAUUCAUUAAAAUCCAAGAUAUGUACAAUGAUUUUGAUUCAGUUCAAACUGACAUAGAAAAUUUGACGGAAAUUCCAGGUGACGAGCACACAGAACGGGAAAAUUUCGAGACAAGCUACUUUGGUGCCUUGGCUGCUGCGCAGGAACUGCUCAGCAGGCACACCGCGGCUGGUGCUGCUUCUGCGGCGCCUGAGGACAAUCUGGUAACGGGUUCCAAUGUCGUUACUGCACUCACAGAACUGCAGGUCCGAAACAAAUGGCGCAGGGAUGGAGGCCAGCUGAAGCUUGGCGAGAUGGUUCUCGUCAAAGACGACCGCUUGCCCCCCAGCAGAUGGCUGCUUGGGCGAGUCACCGCAGUCUACCCGGGCAACGACGGAGUCAGCCGCGUCGCUGACGUCACCACCACCACAGGGACGCUGAGAAGGGCCUACAACAGGCUCUGCCCACUCCCACUGACAUUGGACCAGGAUGGUCCAAGGGGGCCAGCUUGUUAACGCGCCCCACUCGCGGACUCGCUGAUCGGGUCCCCGCCUCCCGCGCUCGCUCCCCGCGGGCCGCCACCGCCGGCCCGUCGCCUCAUCGCGCGCCGGCAUUCAUUCCUCCAGCGCUCUCGACCAGAGCGCGCGCGCACACCGCUAAUCAGUGCUCGCGAUACACGUACCUAUUUUUUAUGUAAUUUAAUCGCUCAGACCAAUAUACGGUUUUAAAGUACAA